CCUAGGGACAAGUGAGGAACUCGGCGCAGCUCUCCUUCUUUUUCCUUUGCCACCUUGAGAGUUCUCCGUCUUCCACUGACUCUGUGGCUGGCUCCUCUCUCUGCCCUCCUCCUCCCUAGGCCAACAGCCCACAGGGACUGACAGGGAGGGAGGCUGAGAGGCCGUACCGUGGCAUGCCGGCUCCUUUCCCUUCCCCCUUCCCUUAGCAGCAACGUCACCGCAGCACCCGCGGCCGCGGCAGCAGCGAGGAGACUGGGGCUGGGAUUGCGCAGGCUCCCUGCAUUAGCAACAAUGCCAUUGUAUUAGCAGAAAUCAGAUCUUAGGAAAUCAGCCCAGUUCCCUCUGUGUGGUCCCGUGGAACAGUGCCUCCGCCGGGGCUGUCGAGGUAGAGCUUGGUGAGAGUGCAGAAGGAGCAGAAGCCUCCAGGUCCAGCUCCGGGCUCCUGACAGAGGUGCCAAGCUCUCCUGAUGAAAUGUGUUCUGCCCCACUGGGCUCCGGGGGCAGUGUCUGGUGCUGUUGAUGCCCUUGUUCGAACUUUCCAGAAUGGAUAGUCCCCCAAAGCUGACCGGAGAGACCCUCAUCGUCCAUCACAUCCCCUUGGUGCACUGCCAAGUCCCAGACAGGCAGUGCUGUGGGGGGGCAAGUGGCGGAGGUGGGACAAGACCCAAUCCCUUCUGCCCCCCCGAGCUGGGCAUCCCCCAACCUGAGCAAGACCUGGGCCAGGCUGACUCCCUGCUGUUCAGCAGCCUGCACUCCGCUCCAGGGGGAUCUGCGGACAGCACCAAGAGUAGGGGUCGAGAUGGAAGAGGCCCUGGGGCCCCCAAGCGGCACAACCCCUUCUUGCUGCAGGAGGGUGUGGGUGAGCCAGGACUUGGUGACCUGUAUGAUGACCUCGGUGACGGUGCCACCCAGCAGUCCUUCCACCUGCAUAGCACAGCCCAGCCCACCUUCCAUCUUUCCUCUUUCCAGCUGCCACCAUCUGGCCCUGGAGUGGGCAGGCCAUGGGGGGCAUCACGCAGUCGAGCUGGAGUGGUGGACGGGCAGGAACAGGAGCCAGUGAUGACCUUGGACACCCAGCAGUGCGGCACCAGCCACUGCUGCCGGCCGGAGCCGGAAGCAGAGACCAUGGAGCUGGAUGAGUGUGGAGGACCUGGCGGGAGUGGCAGUGGGGGUGGAACCAGUGACACCUCCGGCUUCUCCUUCGACCAGGAAUGGAAGCUGAGUUCGGAUGAGUCCCCAAGGAACCCUGGCUGCGCAGGCCCGGGAGCUCCCCACUGCCGCUGCAGUAGCACCUCCAGUCAGUCCGAGGCAGCGGACCAGUCCAUGGGCUACGUGAGCGACUCCUCCUGCAACAGCUCGGAUGGCGUGCUGGUCACCUUCAGCACCCUCUACAACAAGAUGCGCAGCAGCUCCCGUGCCAACCUCAACUCUGCCCCGCAGUCCUGCAGCGACUCCUCCUUCUGCAGCCACUCAGACCCUGGCGCCUUCUACCUGGACCUGCAGCCCUCCCCCGCUGAGUCUAAGAUGUCUUGUGAGUCCCACCACCCUGAAAGCGGAGGAAGGGAAGGGGGCUACGGCUGCCCUCAUGCCUCGUCUCCUGAGCUCGAUGCCAACUGCAACUCCUACCGCCCACACUGUGAGCCCUGUCCAGCGGUGGCUGACCUCACAGCCUGCUUCCAGAGCCAGGCCCGUCUUGUCGUGGCCACACAAAACUACUAUAAACUCGUCACCUGUGACCUGUCCUCCCAGUCGUCCCCAAGCCCCGCUGGCUCUUCCAUCACCAGCUGCUCUGAGGAGCACACCAAGAUAAGUCCCCCACCAGGCCCUGGCUCAGACCCGGGCCCCAGCCAGCCCUCUGAGUAUUACCUGUUCCAGAAGCCAGAAGGCCAGCCAGAGGAACAAGAGGCAGUGGGUUCCUCAGCAGAAGCAGCAACCGCCGUAGGCCCCACUGUGCUCGAGGGGCAAGUGUACACAAACACCUCGCCCCCCACCCUUAGCACCGGACGCCAGCGCUCUCGCAGCUAUGACCGCAGCCUUGAGCGUAGCCCUCCUGUCCGCCUGGGCUCACUGGAACGCAUGCUAAGUUGCCCAGUACGCUUGAGUGAGGGCCCUGCAGCCCUGGCCGGACCUAGCUCCCCACCCAGGAGAGUUACCUCCUUUGCUGAGCUGGCCAAGGGGCGGAAGAAAGCUGCAGGCUCUGGUUCCCCCCCGCUUCGGGUGAGCGCUGGGGACUCCUCCCAGGAGUUCUCACCCAUCCAAGAAGCCCAGCAAGACAGGGGGGACCCACUGGAUGAGGGCACUCACUGUAGCCAUAGCCUGCCACCCAUGCCCUUGGGGCCAGGCGUGGACCUACUUGGCCAAGAGCCCUGGUCCACCCAGGUCUGCCAGGGCCCCCAGUCCAGUGAGAUGCCUCCUGCUGGCCUCAGACCUGCUGGACCAGGUGGGCCAGGCGCCCUGGCCCCGCUGAUGGAUCCAGGGCCUGCUGUCCCGGGGAGCCCCGCCAGCAGCCAUACCCAGAGGGAUGCGAGAGCUAGAGCUGACGGGGGUGGUGCUGAGAACCGACCAGUGCUUCGCUACAGCAAGGAGCAGAGGCCAACCACGCUGCCCAUCCAGCCCUUCGUGUUCCAGCACCACUUCCCCAAGCAGCUGGCCAAGGCCCGGGCCCUCCACAGCCUUUCCCAGCUCUACAGCCUCUCGGGCUGCAGUCGUGCACAGCAGCCCGCCCCACCGGCUGCCCCUGCUGCUCAAGUCUCAGCCCCAGCUCCCUCUGGGGAGCCGCAGGCAUCCACUCCCCGAACCACUGGCAGAGGUGCCAGGAAAGCUGGGACUGAGCCAGAGACCUCGCGGCCAUCGCCCCUGGGCAGCUACUCCCCCAUCCGGAGUGCUGGCCCCUUUGGGCCCAGCACGGACUCUUCUGCCUCCACUUCGUGCUCCCCUCCCCCGGAGCAGGCCACAGUCCCAGAAAGCCUCCCCCCAUGGAGCCACUCCUGUCCUGCUGCCCAGCCUACCACCUCCCAGCAGCCACAGAGGGAGGACCAGAAGAUACUGACCUUGGCUGAGUACAGACUCCAUGGAAUAGGAAGCUUGCCACCUCUGGGCUCCUGGAGAUCUGGCUUUAGCCGAGCAGAGAGCCUGACCCGAGGUGGUGAGGGCAGCAUGGCCUCCAGGCCCAGUAACGCCAACCACCUAUCCCCUCAAGCCCUCAAGUGGCGGGAAUACAGGAGAAAGAACCCGCUAGGGCCACCUGGCUUGUCAGGGAGCCUCGACAGAAGGCCACAGGAAGCUCGUCUGACCCGAAGAAACCCCAUCUUUGAGUUCCCUGGCUCCUUCAGCGCUGCCAGCCAUCUGAACUGCCGCCUGAAUGGUCAAGUAGUGAAGCCACUACCACUGGCCUGCCCUGACUUCCAAGACCCCUUCUCCCUGACUGAGAAGCCUCCGGCUGAGUUUUGUCUGUCCCCCGAUGGCAACUCAGAGGCCAUUUCCAUUGACCUGCUUCAGAAAAAAGGGCUGGUUAAGGCUGUCAACACUGCUGUGGACCUCAUUGUGGCCCACUUUGGCACAAGCCGGGAUCCUGGGGUGAAGGCAAAGCUAGGAAACAGUUCUGUGAGCCCCAACGUGGGCCACCUGGUCCUGAAAUACCUGUGCCCCGCGGUCCGGGCCGUGCUGGAGGACGGGCUCAAGGCCUUCGUGUUGGACGUCAUCAUCGGGCAGCGGAAGAAUAUGCCGUGGAGUGUGGUUGAGGCUUCCACACAGCUGGGCCCCUCCACCAAGGUCCUGCAUGGCCUCUACAACAAAGUCAGCCAAUUCCCGGAGCUCACCAGUCACACCAUGCGCUUCAAUGCCUUCAUCCUCGGCCUGCUCAACAUCCGGUCCCUGGAGUUCUGGUUUAAUCACCUCUAUAACCACGAAGAUAUCGUCCAGACCCACUACCAGCCCUGGGGCUUCCUGAGUGCAGCUCACAGCGUGUGUCCUGGCCUCUUCGAGGAACUGCUGCUGCUGCUACAGCCCCUGGCCCUGCUUCCCUUCAGCCUCGACUUGCUGUUCCAGCACCGGCUGCUGCAAAGCGGGCAGCAGCAGCGGCAGCACAAAGAGCUGCUGCGGGUAUCCCAGGACCUGCUGCUGUCCGCCCACUCCACCUUGCAGUUGGCCCGGGCCCGGGACCAGGAGGGCCCUGGAGACGUGGACAGGGCCGCUCACGGGGAGCGGGUGAAGGGCGUGGGUGCCCCAGAAGGGGGAGAGGAGGAAGAGGAGGACACGGAAGAGGCGGCCGAGGCAGCAGAGGGCUCAGGACACGGCAGGUGGACCCGAGGCGGGCAGGCCGGCUGGUGGUACCAGCUCAUGCAGAGCUCUCAGGUCUACAUUGACGGCUCCGCUGAGGGUUCCAGGUUCCCUCGCGGGAGCAGCAACGGCAGCGAGAAAAAGAAAGGGGUGGGAGGCGGGGGCGCCCCCCAGGCUCCACCGCCGCGAGAGGGCGUAGUGGAGGGGGCCGAGGCCUGCCCUGCCCCUGAGGAGGCCCUGGCCCGGGAAAGAGGCUGGCCCUUCUGGAUGGGGAGCCCCCCGGACUCCGUGCUGGCUGAGCUGCGGCGCAGUCGGGAGAGGGAAGGGCCGCCCAUCGCCCCGCCCGCAGAAAGCGAGGAUGGGGCCGCGGAGCCUUCACCUGGGGGCAUCAAGUGGGGACACCUCUUCGGCUCCCGGAAAGCUCAGAAAGAGGCCCGGCCUGCAAACAGGCUCCCCUCGGACUGGCUGAGUCUGGACAAGUCCAUGUUCCAACGAGUGGCACAGACGGUGGGUGCCCGCCGGGAGCCAGAGCCCAAAGCGAGCCCGCAGGAGCCACACUCUCCAGCCCUGCCCUCCAAGCCCCCAUGCGAGGUGCAGGCACUGUGCCACCACCUGGCCACAGGCCCUGGACAGCUGAGCUUCCGCAAGGGAGAUAUCCUGCGGGUGCUGGGGCCAGCGGGAGGAGACUGGCUGCGCUGCAGCCGUGGCCCUGACUCUGGCCUGGUGCCUCUGGCCUACGUGACGUUGACCCCAACUCCAAGUCCGACCCCUGGAAGCAGCCAAAACUGAGGCCCUGUGCAUGCUGGCGGCCUCAGGGACCCUCAACCCCCACACUCAGCCUGAGAGCCCUUCCAAGCCCUCUGGCUUGGCCACAGAGAGUAGACAGAGCCGGGGCCACAUGUCCCUGGGCAGGCCCCUGCUCCUGUGCUCAGUAUUAAUUACCCCCUCACAUCCCGGUGUCCGCGUCCAGACCUCCACCCGGGAAAGGAGGGCAGGGACGCAGCACUGGGCUGCCAGAAUUUCUCUGGCCCAACUGGGCCAGCCCAUCCCUGGCUGUGGACAAGCAGUCCCCAUGGAAGGAGAUGGCCCAAGAAGCCAUUUGCAGAGUUCCCUAGGCCAGAUGGUGAUGAGGAUGGGAAACAGUACUGGGGCCAGUUCCCUGAGCCCUUCGGCUGUAAAUAGGCUGUGGCCAGUGCCUGGUCGCCAGAAGAGGGAGGAGGAGCCCAGGCUUCUGUCUAUGUAUGUAUUUAUUUAUUUAUUAUACCUAUUAAUAAAAAAGGUGCUCAGCCUCCA
This is a messenger RNA of Carlito syrichta (Philippine tarsier), 5571 nucleotides long. RefSeq names its product RUN and SH3 domain containing 2 (gene RUSC2). Gene Ontology annotation, molecular function: protein binding. Lineage: Eukaryota; Metazoa; Chordata; Mammalia; Primates; Tarsiidae. The record is from RefSeq and is a predicted model, not a curated record. Bases 520 to 5067 code for a protein of 1515 amino acids. The transcript is spliced from 12 exons. Gene Ontology annotation, cellular component: cytoplasmic vesicle.